Messenger RNA from Diprion similis, 2821 nucleotides. Its product is annotated as probable cytosolic Fe-S cluster assembly factor CPIJ010948. The coding region runs from base 71 to 1531 and encodes 486 amino acids. Gene Ontology annotation, cellular component: cytosolic [4Fe-4S] assembly targeting complex. The transcript has 7 exons. Gene Ontology annotation, molecular function: 4 iron, 4 sulfur cluster binding. The record is from RefSeq and is a predicted model, not a curated record. Gene Ontology annotation, biological process: iron-sulfur cluster assembly. Lineage: Eukaryota; Metazoa; Arthropoda; Insecta; Hymenoptera; Diprionidae.
AAGUUUAUCGUGUGCGCAAGCCAUAGUCGCACUUGAUAUUCCGACUGAUUUCAAUAUAAAGUUUUAAAACAUGGCAUCGCGAUUUAGUGGUGCUUUGCAACUGACGGAUUUAGACGAUUUCAUAACUCCGUCACUGGAAUGUAUAAAACCAAUUGAAAUUCCAAAGUCGAAGGCUAAGACAGGGGCCAAAAUAAAAAUACAGGAAGACGGAGCGUACGUAGAAUUAAACGAGUCUGGUGCUUCAGAAAAACUGCAAAAAGUCGAGAUCACUUUAGCCGACUGCCUAGCUUGCAGCGGCUGUAUAACGUCAGCCGAAAGCGUUCUUGUUACUCAGCAGAGUCAAGAGGAACUUCUCAGGGUUUUACAGGAAAAUCAGAACCUUCGAGAGAAUGGGAAAGAAGAAGAGGCGAGAUUCAUUGUAGUGAGUUUGUCAGUACAGCCAGUUUUGUCGCUAGCUGAACGUUACGGCUUAGACCCAGAAAUUGCUGCUCGGAAAUUAGCCGGUCAUUUUCGUCAAUUGGGAGCAGAUAUGGUAUUGGAUAUGACUGCAGCAGACGAUUUUUCUCUGUUGGAAUCAGCAAGAGAAUUUAUUGAAAGAUAUAAGUCUUCUCAGGAUGAUGUCAAAGGUCAAAUACCGAUGCUGGCUUCGUCUUGUCCGGGCUGGGUUUGUUACGCGGAAAAAACUCACGGCAAUUUCAUACUGCCUUACAUAAGUGUGACAAAGUCGCCGCAACAAGUAAUGGGUUCUUUGGUCAAAUACCAUUUGGCUGAGUGCAAAGGGCUACCUCCUGAGCGAGUAUAUCACAUCAGCGUGAUGCCCUGUUACGAUAAAAAAUUGGAAGCCUCUCGAGAAGAUUUUUACAAUGAACUUAAGCAGACCAGAGACGUCGACUGCGUUAUUACGUCGAUUGAAUUGGAAAAUAUGUUAAUUAGUCAGGGAGUGUCAUUGAACGAUGUUGAAAGUGGUGAAAUAGAUCGACCUUUUGGUGCGUACGCCAAAGAAAAAUCUGACAAAAUACUUUGGGGACAUCAAGGCUCGGGAUCAGGUGGCUACGCUCAUUUCAUAUUCCAGUACGCCGCUUAUCAUCUUUUCCAAGAAGCCAAUGCUACUGUUGAAUUUAAAAAUCUAAGAAAUCCAGAUUUCAAGGAGGCAGUUUUGGAAAAGGAUGGAAAGAUUUUACUCAGGUUCGCCAUUGCCAAUGGCUUCAAAAACAUCCAGAACCUUGUUCAGAAACUUAAAAGAGGGAAGUCUCCGUAUCACUAUGUUGAAGUUAUGGCCUGUCCAUCAGGCUGUCUCAACGGUGGAGCGCAAAUACGAUCUCAGGAUGGUUCACAGCCACGUGAAUUGGCUGCUAAACUUGAAACAGUUUAUCACAGUCUUCCUUUGAGUAAACCAGAAGAGAAUUGUGUUACAUUAAGUUUGUAUACUACGUGGCUUGAAGGUGAGCACUCUGAUAAAUCUACUGCUUUUCUCCAUACACAGUAUCAUGAAAUAGAGAAGAUGAAUACGGCACUUGCGAUUAAGUGGUGAAAAGUUCCACAGUAACGUCACUACUAAUAACUAAGUAGGUAUUCUCCAAAUUGGUAUAAAGUAAAGAACAAAAUUGUAAGAUUUGUAUUAGCAAUUACAAUAUAUUAAUAUUUAUCAACAUCUUUAUCAUUUGAAACAUAUUUACAAAUUAAAAUCAUAUGAAAUAAAUAUGUGGUACAAUACUGAAGUAAAUAAACACAUAUUUUAUGCCAGAACAACAAGUUUUGAGUUCGAGUAUUAUUAAGUGUUACUCAAAAAUCUAUCUGAGAUUGAAAAUUGUACUGUUUGUGUGUAUUAUGCGAAAUUACAAAUAUUUUUCGAUUUCUUAACUAUUCUAUAUAGUGUUAUUAUCACGUUACUAAUAUUCACGUCCAGUUAUAUACAGGUUUGUUGUACUAAUCCGGAAAAAACGUUAAUAUCAUUCUCUUUUAUGUUUCACUUUCCUGAUUACAAUUUUGAUUAACAAAUAUAUCCAUAAUAUAAGGUAUUCACGUCGAUGCAACUUCAAAAGAAACAUGCGAUUUUUCUCUCUAUUUUUCCUUAUCAAAAUAAAUUCACACUUUCAAAUCUGGUAUUUGAAAUGUUAUUACAUCUUACUUUAUGGUAUUGCUUUCCAUUUUUUCGAAUUGGACCAUUUGUUUCGUGUAACCACAUAUUUCGCAAUUCACUAAUUUUAGUAUUCAAUCGAAAUUUUCUAAAAUCAAUAUCAGUCAAUAAAACCAAUCAAUUCCAUAUUUCACGAAAACCAAGAUUUCAAUCUAGUAAAGCUCUUUGCAUUCUUCAAUGAACCAUUUAAAUGAAAUUCAUUUCUCAAUACAAGCUAAUAUUUAAUAAAGUCAUAAAUCGUACUGGGUGCUCUGCAUUACUUCCGUUUUAUGCAUAGUCAAUCGUGUAAGAUUUCUAUGUAUAGUAAUAAACGCAUUGUACGAAUAAAGCGAUUCACUCUAAAAAAUUGAUGUGCUAUAAUUUGUAAAUGAAUGUAAGCACUUAAAUUUAAAUCUAGAAGCCUUUAAAGUUUCUGUCUUUUGGUAAAUGCAAAAUUAUUUCUGCUGAAGAACUGUACAUAAAACAUCAAGAUGAUCAAUUAAUAUUCAACACUGAAAGUAGCUUGCCAAAUUUUUUGCAUGUUUAUACUUUUGUUAGAAUGACACUACCAAUUAUUUUUACUUAUAUUCUAGACAGCUUUAUGACAACUAAUCUAUGUGAAACACGCGAUAGUGCAAGUGUCCCUUUUUCACAAUUAAAUUAGACAACGAUGUGUUAAAUUAAUAUUCAGGCACUAAAUAAUUA